This is a messenger RNA of Dalotia coriaria, 2901 nucleotides long. RefSeq lists its product as uncharacterized. The coding region runs from base 409 to 2451 and encodes 680 amino acids. Gene Ontology annotation, molecular function: transmembrane signaling receptor activity. NCBI's taxonomy places the organism in Eukaryota, Metazoa, Arthropoda, Insecta, Coleoptera, Staphylinidae. Gene Ontology annotation, biological process: cell surface receptor signaling pathway. Gene Ontology annotation, cellular component: membrane. The record is from RefSeq and is a predicted model, not a curated record. The transcript is spliced from 7 exons.
UCCCAUUAGCAAAUUGAAGUCCGCAUCAUGCGGACAUUCAGAAUCAUGAUGACUGAUUGUAUGAUUACCACUUCGUAUAUAAUGAAAAAAUCAACAAAUCGCCAAAUAAUGUGAACAAGCGGCGACAAAACAAAUGUAUAGUAGCACUCACUAGCAGGUAGUUUUUAUGGUGCGCAUUUGGUAUAGCUGUACGGUAUUCGAAGAAACGACCUUCCAUGAUGAACGAAUCGCGCUUAUCCGCAUCGUUAGCUACGAGUCCAUGCUUAGUUGUUAUGUGCGGCUCGUUGGCACAGCAUGUGAGCGGCAAAAAUACCCAAACUCUAAACUUUCAAAUACAAAUAAGUCUUGUUCAAAUAGCAGAGUGUUAAUUCAAAAUAAUAUUUAGACUGUUCAACUAUUUGAUCUAAAAUGCCGAAGUUUUUAAAUAUAAAGUGUUUUGCUGUACUGAUAUUGUGUUUUAUGUGCGAAGUCGUAAAUUGUGAUACGGAAAACAAUGAUUAUGUUCAAUUCAUCGACGGCGAUUUUGCAUCGUUUCCCAAGUGUUGCCCGCUACAAACAUUUCUAAUCGUGACUGACGAUGGCUUCAACUGCACCGCUGGCGAAAUAACGUUGACACAUUUGGAAAUUUUCGCGUCAAAUAUUGCAACGAACACAACAAUCUUUUCGGACAAUUGUGAGGGUGUUGAUUGCGUCGAUUAUUUGAAAAAUGACACCGAAGUGUACCUCACGCGAAUGCAGAAUUGUUAUGCGAAAACUAUAUAUAAACAAUAUUUUGACUUUCCGAAAUGUUGUCCGUUUGAUCAGGUCUACGAUCCAGAAAAUUAUAAUUGUGUGCCGCAUAAUCACACCGUGUACGCGUUUAAUGAAUCUUUGCAAGUUAUUAAUGUGAGUUUGUCGCAUUGUCCGCCAAUUAAUUUCGCCAUUGUGAAUCUGUACGAUGAGUUUCAAGUGAAUGAAGACAAAAGCGUUACCUUAACCAGCGGUAAAAGUUUUAAACAUGGAAGAUAUUGCAUUGAUAAAAAUAUAAGGAGUGGAAAGGAUAUGAUUCGAGCUUGUAUGGAUUAUGAAGAUGCUUGCGAGAAAAUGAAGAAGAGGUGUGUUAAGAAAUGCUGUCCGGACGGAGAAGCCUAUAUAACUUUUGGCCCUGGACCACCGAAAUGUCGUCCACACUAUUCCUCAUCGUUCAAUUUAUCUAAUUAUUUCAGAUUUCAUCAGUCAGAUGAGAAUAUAGAAUAUGGCAUAUUACGAACUGGACCAGUGAAGAGAUAUUUAGCAACAACUAAUCACAAAUUUUACGUAGACAUGAAAGGAGAUUUUCAUAUUCGAGAAGAAGAUUCUGAUUGGGCCCAUCUGUCCCCUAGAGAUGCAUAUUACUGUGUUGAAAACUAUAAUGAGAAAAUUACAUCGUUUUUGUUCGUCGGUCAAAUAUUUAAUUUUCAAUUGGUCAAAUUCUACGUUAAUGGUAUAACUUUAGGACUUUCAUGCUUCUUUCUUGCGCUCACAAUUAUGUGCUACAUGUUCUUGCCGGAAAUGCAGAACGUACAUGGAAAAUCAAUUAUGAUGUUUUGCAUUUUUAUGUUUGUGGGUUUUCUAAAUUUGAGUUUUGCGCAAUUACAUAAAGUACCAUCAAUAAAUAUCUGCACUACAAUUGGAUUUACCAUCGUGUUUUCAUUCCUUGGCGCGUUUGCGUGGAUGAACGUCAUUUGUUUUGACAUGUGGAUGGCUUUUGGAACGAUGAGGGUGCUAAAUGUACAAAACAAGCGAAAAGAUCAAAAGAAGUUUUUGUACUACAAUCUUUACGCAUGGGGAGUACCAAUUAUCAUUUGUGGAUUUGCUGUGACUGCGCACAUCUUCAAGUUUCUUCCGGAUGAAUACAGCCCGCACAUUGGAAAAGUCAAAUGCUAUUUCGAGAAAUAUGAACAUACUACAUACGACUAUUUUAUAUACUUCAUCAUCCCCGUUUCCACAAUGAUACUGAUUAAUGUCGUAUAUUUUAUUAAAACAGCAGUUUAUUGCUAUAAAGUGAAGAACGAAAUUCAUAAAAUGCGCGGCUCAAUUGGUGAUAACAAAGAAGCGAAACAGCGCAAAUUUAAAGACGACAAAGAAAAAUUGAUAAUGCUGGUAAAACUUUUUCUGGUUAUGGGAAUAUCGUGGACUUUUGAAGCACUGUUUUCAAUAUUUUCGAUUACGGAUACUUCUGUCUUGCGUGAUGUGGAAGCUGUUAUAGAUUGCUUUAAUGCAUCACAAGGAAUUAUAAUCUUUUUCAUAUUCAUUGUAAAGAAAAAAGUAUGGAUAUCAAUAAAGACACGAUUGGGAAUGAAACCGACUCGCCGUGUGUCGGAAUUUAGUACAGGUAUUACAAACGAUUUAACUUCUGGAAGUGGUAACACGGGUAACGGUAACACCGGUAACACUCUCAAUGGAAGCGAAUACCACCGCACUCAUAAUUAAAUCACACGUGAAACUAAUAAAUGUAGUUUAGAAUGCGAGCUUAACCAGGAAAGCACUUCUACCCAUAUAGUUGGUGGUCUUUAUUGUUCUCUGUGUUUUAUGCAUGGCGCUUCUGCAGAUUGUAUAAAUAUUUCAAGAUAGGAAUAAACAAUUUUAGGUGUGUUCCGGGUCACGCAACGAUUGCAUAAUAUGAUGAUAACCAAACACAGAGUUGUUAACAUUUCUGGCAAACGAUAGAACAUCCAAAUUUACAAAAGUACUGAUUGUAAUACAUUAGAUACUCCAGUAUGUGUUUACAAAUUUUUAUCCAGUGAUUGUAUGUGCCAUUAUUAGAAUUAUUUAGAAACAUUUUAUAUGUACUUUUGUAUUUGUGUAUAUAAGUAUAGUUUAAACACAUUUCUGUAUUAUCUACUAACAAAUAAAUGUUGUUUCACGCUGCAGUAUCUUAAA